AUGUCAAGGGCCCUUGGAACGCCUCUCGACUGGCCAGAGGCCAAAAAGGCCGCUGAUCAGGUCAGGUCAUGGGGGAUCGAACAACUGCUUGCCGUAUGGCGCAACGCCAAAGCAAAGGAGAGGGACGCACUCCUCUGGGGCGAUGAGAUUGAAUAUCUCGUGGUUUGCUACGAUCAAGAUAACCACAAGGUUCGAUUGUCGCUCCGCCAGGCCGAUAUUCUAGCUGCUUUGGCCAACGACGAGAAGCUCUUGCAACAAGGUGGCGGAGUGCCUGACCUGCAGACUGGUAAUGCCGACACAAAAGACAAUCCCGCUCCCGUGUUCCACCCCGAAUUUGGGCGGUUCAUGCUGGAAGCCACCCCAGGAAAGCCAUGGGGAAUUGGCUUCAAGGACCUGCUUGAUGUCGAGCCAAACAUGAAGUGGAGACGAGCGAUAGCCAAGGAUCACAUGGCCGAGACUGAGUUCCCAAUCACAUUGACAACAUUCCCUCGGCUUGGAUCGACCGAUUGUAUCGUACCAUCGUAUCCUGUUUCAGGCCCAAAGCUGCGAUCUCAGUUUGUCCCUGAUGAGAUUGCCAAUCCUCAUAUCCGAUUCCCAACUUUGGCAGCAAAUAUUCGCUGGCGGAGAGGCAGAAAGGUACAGGUCAACGUGCCCGUAUUUCGAGACGAGAAGACUGCAUGGCCUUGGAAGGAUCCAACCGUCAACUAUGACUUGCACAACUGGCCCGAGGACGAUGAUGUCCGCAAUGGUGCUGCCAAAGACAACUACAUCCACAUGGAUGCAAUGGCCUUUGGUAUGGGAAGUUGCUGCUUGCAAAUCACCUUCCAAGCAAAAAACAUUGAAGAGGGCAGGACUAUGUAUGAUCAGCUCAGCCCGAUAGCUCCGAUCUUGCUGGCACUGACAGCAGCCACUCCAAUCUACAAGGGCUUUCUCGCCGAUACAGAUGUUCGCUGGAAUCAGAUCAGUAGAGCGGUCGACGACCGUACCCCAGAAGAACUGGGAGAAAAACCUCUUAAGAACGAUAGGUGGCGGCUCCCCAAGUCUCGCUAUGCAUCCAACUCAACCUACAUCGCUCAGGACCCCCGCUUACGGCCAGAAUAUCUCGACCCAAAUCUCAUCAUAGACCCCGACCUCAAGAAGCGCCUGGUCGAAGGGGGCAUGGAUGAUUUGCUAGCGACCCACUUUGCUCAUCUCUUCAUCCGUGACCCCAUUGUUGUUUUUGCAGAAGAUCUCGAAGAUCUCGAUCUCACCAAAGCCGACCAUUUUGAGAAUCUGCAAUCAACAAACUGGCAGCACAUGCGCUUCAAGCCUCCGCCAGCUGGCUCAGACAUGGGGUGGCGUGUCGAGUUCCGGCCUAUGGAGAUCCAGAUUACAGAUUUUGAAAACGCAGCCUUCUCAAUCUUUAUCGUCCUCCUUACCCGUGCAAUACUGUCGUUUAAUCUCAACUUCUACAUUCCCAUUACACUGGUAUCGGAAAAUAUGGAGACAGCACACAUCCGUGACGCCGUGUCAACGCAGAAGUUCUGGUUUCGCAAAGACCCUUUUCCGAUGCACAAAGCCAGUAAUGGCACAGGUACUUCGACGCCUGCCGAGAAUCCAAGUCGGCCAGCAACACCCACUGGGCCAGUUGAAGAUGAGUACGAGAAGAUGACUAUCAACGAAGUUAUCAAUGGGCAGCAAACCUCGUCUGGCGAAGCUGGCUUCCCUGGUCUCAUUCCUCUCGUGGAAUCGUACCUCAACAGUAUGAACGUCGACGUAGAGACUCGCUGUGAUCUUGCCACAUAUCUCGACUUGAUCCGCAAACGCGCCAACGGAACGUACUGGACAGCGGCUAAGUGGAUCAGACAUUUUGUCCAGUCGCACCCAUCGUAUAACAAGGACAGUGUGGUGAAUGACGAAAUCACAUAUGAUCUUGUCAAAGCUGCUGAGCAGAUCACAAAGGAAGAAGGUAGGGACGGACUGGGAAAGGAGAUGUUGGGCAAAAGGCGUUGAUCAUGGUGAGACAAAUAAACACAUGAACUUGUAGUCAUGAAUGUUAAAAGUUAGCGCAGCAAAUCCAUCGUGUACAUGGGUUUGUGUGCUUCUAGAAAGCGCAUAGAUACAUAGAAGUUUUGGUUGCUCUCAAGAGCACUUUUGUGUCUUAGUUUUGUUCAACAAGAAGCUUCGAAUGUUCGAAAAAUACACCCGUUGAUUAGACAUUUAGAGGUAGACUAUUGUUGGAGCGGUGCAGCAGCGAGUGGGUAGAGAAGUGGGGC
Bipolaris sorokiniana ND90Pr is the source of this 2255-nucleotide messenger RNA. RefSeq lists its product as uncharacterized. The transcript has 6 exons. Gene Ontology annotation, biological process: glutathione biosynthetic process. NCBI's taxonomy places the organism in Eukaryota, Fungi, Ascomycota, Dothideomycetes, Pleosporales, Pleosporaceae. The record is from RefSeq and is a predicted model, not a curated record. Gene Ontology annotation, molecular function: glutamate-cysteine ligase activity. Gene Ontology annotation, cellular component: glutamate-cysteine ligase complex. The coding region runs from base 1 to 1992 and encodes 663 amino acids.